Molecule: messenger RNA, 3063 nt
Organism: Corvus hawaiiensis (hawaiian crow)
Lineage: Eukaryota; Metazoa; Chordata; Aves; Passeriformes; Corvidae
Gene: CHRNA5
Product: cholinergic receptor nicotinic alpha 5 subunit
Exons: 6
Coding region: 68-1474 (468 amino acids)
Biological process (GO): nervous system process; chemical synaptic transmission; signal transduction
Cellular component (GO): neuron projection; synapse; postsynaptic membrane
Molecular function (GO): acetylcholine-gated monoatomic cation-selective channel activity; transmembrane signaling receptor activity
Source: RefSeq, a predicted model, not a curated record
AGAGCUCUCGCCGCCGCGCCCCGUCCGCGCCGCGGGGCUCGGAGGCAGCGGGGGCCGUGCCCCAGCUAUGGCCGGGCGCGGAGCGCGGCUGCGCUGCGGUCGCCCCCCCUCCUUGCUCCUCCUCACCUGGCUCUGCGCGCCACUGCUCGGCCAGCCCGGAGCCUCGCACGCGGCUGUAUCUGAACCUUCUUUUAUUGCUAAAAGUGAAGAUCGUUUGUUUAAGCAUUUAUUUGAAGACUAUCAAAGAUGGGUUCGUCCAGUGGAACACUUGAAUGACACAAUAAAAAUCAAGUUUGGCCUUGCAAUCUCUCAGCUAGUAGAUGUGGAUGAGAAAAAUCAACUGAUGACAACAAAUGUAUGGUUGAAACAGGAAUGGGUAGAUGUAAAAUUAAGGUGGAAUCCUGAAGACUAUGCUGGGAUAACAUCUAUUCGUGUCCCAUCAGAUUCUAUUUGGAUUCCAGAUAUCGUGCUGUAUGACAAUGCAGAUGGACGUUUUGAGGGAACAUCUACAAAAACUGUGGUAAAAUACGAUGGCACCAUUGCUUGGACUCCACCAGCAAACUACAAAAGUUCUUGUACUAUUGAUGUAACAUUCUUCCCCUUUGACCUUCAAAAUUGCUCAAUGAAAUUUGGUUCCUGGACUUACGAUGGCUCACAGGUUGAUCUAAUUCUUGAAGAUUAUGAUGUUGACAAAAGAGAUUUUUUUGAUAAUGGAGAAUGGGAAAUAGUCACUGCAACAGGGAGCAAAGGAAACAGGACUGAUGGAUGCUGCUGGUAUCCUUUUGUUACAUAUUCAUUUAUAAUUAGACGUUUGCCACUUUUUUACACUUUGUUUCUCAUUAUUCCUUGUAUUGGGCUUUCAUUUCUAACUGUCCUUGUCUUCUAUCUUCCUUCAAAUGAAGGUGAAAAAAUUUCACUUUGCACUUCAGUACUGGUAUCUUUGACUGUCUUUCUUCUUGUUAUUGAAGAAAUUAUUCCAUCAUCUUCUAAAGUUAUUCCACUCAUAGGAGAGUACUUGGUGUUUACUAUGAUAUUUGUGACCUUGUCCAUUGUGAUAACUGUCUUUGCUAUCAAUAUCCACCACCGCUCCUCGUCCACACACAAUGCGAUGGCACCCUGGGUUCGCAAGAUAUUUCUUCACAAACUGCCCAAGCUGCUUUGCAUGAGAAGCCAUGUCGAUAGAUACUUUGCUCAGAAGGAGGAAACAGCAAAUAUGAAUGGAUCAGAAUCAUCUAGGAACACCUUGGAAGCAGCUCUGGAUUCUAUCCGCUAUAUUACACGACACGUUAUGAAGGAGAAUGAAGUUCGCGAGGUUGUUGAAGACUGGAAAUACAUUGCUCAGGUGCUUGAUCGAAUGUUCUUAUGGGCUUUUCUUCUGGUUUCAAUAAUUGGAUCACUUGUGUUAUUUAUUCCUGUUAUUCAUAAAUGGGCAAGUAUAAUAGUACCUACCCAUAUAGGCAGUACCAAUGCAUAAAUAUUUUCGGAGCCAUGUCCUACUGAUAUGUCUCUGAGUUUUGCAGUAGCUCUGUUUCCAUGCAUGUUCUUUGUAGUCAUGUUUCUGCUAGAGUAAAAAAGAAAAAUCCAAAACUAGAAAAUUAGGUUUAUCUUAAAGCAUGGCAUUCCCAGGACACAUAGAAGUCAAUUUGCUUAUUGCCAGUCUACUGAGUUACUGCUAAGCCAGGUCAGAAUUAAAAGAACCUUCUCAAGCCAUUGCAUGUAUGAUUUAUCAAAAAAGCAUACACUGACACCUACUGUGAAAUAGAAGGAUUUAAAUUUUUUUAAUGAUAAUCACUGUAGUCCAAUUAUUAAAUUACUAUAUAAAUUGCUACACUGAAUAUUAAAUAUUUGCAGUUACACAGUAGAGUUGCUUAUUUCAAUUUAGUAUACAAAGGAGAAUUUUUAUCAGCUCUCUUCAGUGUGUUGUAGAAGUAUGAAAUUUCGCCAGAGUAAAUUAAAAUAUAAUAAAAAUACAAGUUAAACUUCCUGUAUAUCUAAUACACAACUAAGAACAGCAGUUUGACCAUGAUUGGCCUUUAUAACUUUUCAGUCGAAUUUGCUGCUAAAUUUUAAAGCUUGUUAAUUCUGUGAUACCAACAGGAGCAUUUAACAAGCCUUAAAAUGCCUAAAGCAUAUGUGUAUAUUGAUGUCUCCAUCAGCUUUGGAAAGGAAGGCAAAGGCAGUUAACUGAGUUCCCAAGUUGUAUUCUAAGGGAUUGGAACAUUCAGAUUUCUUUACUCUUGAUGAAGAAUUUGAUACAGUAUGUGAGUUUGCAGACACAUUAAUUAUUUCCUGUCUUUGGGUGUUUCUCAGAAUUAUUUAAGCACAGGCAGAAGGAAUUUGUGGAGCAUCUUUCUGAAGGAAGUGGGUAACGAAUUAUCAUGCUGUAGAACCAAAUACAGAUGAUUAAUGAUUUUCACAUUUAUUAAACUGAACUUGAGAGCUACCUUAAAUUAUUUCUUUCACUUACAAAACCAUAUGUAACUCUAAGCAGCAAGGACUUAGAGUUUUCCAUAUUUCCUUUUUCCUAAGAUUGUUGAAAACGAACUUGCAACUUUUCAAUUAUUCCAUUUAAAUACAUUCUUUACAUUGAUUCCAAUGCCACCUUUCUUCCUUUCUUAAUAGCUUUAUUUCUGGAAAAGACUCUAAAAUAGUUGGGUAUUUUCCUACACCAAAGUUGUUUUAGUGUUGUUCAUAAUAUAGUUGCAUCCUGUAGGGCUAAUACAGGAAUGCCAGGCUAGAGCAAGUCUUAGGAAGUUUUUGUUUGUUUAAAUUACUACAUUAAUAAUAACAUGUUUAGGUGAGAAGUUUUAAUGUAAACUCUGGUAUCUUCAAUAAUUUUACAUUUUUAUAGUGAUUAUAAAUUUGAACAACAGAUACUUAUUUCUCCCAUACCCCCUCCCAGAUCUCCUUUAUAAUAGCCCUGUACUGAUUAUAAUAGUUAUUACUUAUGUCAUAACAUAUAUAAUUAAAUAUUUAUUUCAAAAUGUUUUAAUUUGCAGGAUAUUCUUGGUUUUGUGUAGCUUUUAAAGGCUCACAAGUAGGAAAAUGAUGUCAGGCAGGCCU